This is a messenger RNA of Telopea speciosissima, 2497 nucleotides long. RefSeq names its product aspartic proteinase 36-like. The record is from RefSeq and is a predicted model, not a curated record. Bases 217 to 2193 code for a protein of 658 amino acids. Gene Ontology annotation, biological process: proteolysis. NCBI's taxonomy places the organism in Eukaryota, Viridiplantae, Streptophyta, Magnoliopsida, Proteales, Proteaceae. Gene Ontology annotation, molecular function: aspartic-type endopeptidase activity. The transcript is spliced from 12 exons.
GGCGACGGAAGGUAGAAAAGUUGAAUCAUUUGAAAGCAGCGACUUCCGAAGUUGCGGUUCUUUCUCCCUUUCCCUCUGCAUCAAGGCGAGAGCUUCGCUUUACGUCAUUGCCACUCAUCGUCUUCGGGUUCUGACUUCAGAGACUAUAAUUAUCAGUUGAUCUUGUCCAACUGCAGUUUCGGCUUUGUUCUCAAGGGGGUACCCGAGCCAACGGCCAUGACAACGGCAUGGUUUUGGGUCCUCUCUGCCUUCGUCAUCAUGGCGUCUAUUGGAAUAGAUCCCUUCAUCGUCUUUGCAUCUUCGCUGGAGGUUUCUGCAGAUCUCAAUAGUGUUCUCCGGUCACCGGGCAAAAUCAACCGCCGCGGUAGUCAGCCAAUGAUUUUGCCGCUCUUCCUUUCCUCCCCCAAUUCGUCUCGGCAGUCUUUCGAAGGAAAUUUCCGUCGACAGCUGCAGAAAGCUGAGCAUCAGAACCCUAAUGCCCACAUGCGGCUUUAUGACGAUCUCCUCAUGAAUGGCUACUAUACCACCCGCCUUUGGAUCGGAACACCUCCUCAGGAGUUUGCUCUUAUUGUUGAUUCAGGGAGUACUGUUACAUAUGUUCCGUGCUCUACUUGCGAACAGUGUGGCAAACAUCAGGACCCAAGAUUCCAACCAGAUUUGUCUAGCACUUACCAACCUUUAAAGUGCAAUGUGGGUUGUAAUUGUGACAUGGAGAGGAGCCAAUGCAUUUAUGAGAGGCAGUAUGCUGAGAUGAGCUCUAGCAGUGGCGUUCUUGGUGACGAUGUUAUAUCCUUUGGCAACGAAAGUAAACUUGUGCCCCAACGUGCUGUUUUUGGUUGUGAAAAUAUGGAAACUGGCGAUCUUUACAGUCAACAUGCUGAUGGCAUCAUGGGAUUGGGCCGUGGAGAGCUUAGUAUUGUGGAUCAACUUGUUGAUAAGGGUGUAAUUAGUGAUUCAUUUUCACUAUGUUAUGGUGGAAUGGAUGUUGGUGGUGGUGCUAUGGUUCUUGGGGGAAUUACUCCUCCGCCCGACAUGGUCUUUUCAUCUUCAGACCCUGUCCGCAGUCCAUAUUACAAUAUUCAGCUGAAGGAAAUACAUGUGGCGGGAGAGUCAUUGCAAUUAAACCCAAAUGUCUUUGAUAGAAAGCACGGAACUGUGCUCGAUAGUGGUACUACAUAUGCUUACUUACCAGAAGCAGCAUUUGUAGCAUUCAAGGAUGCUAUUAUGAAGAAACUUCACAACCUCAAACAAAUCCGUGGACCUGACCCAACUUAUAAUGAUAUUUGCUUUUCUGGUGCUGGAAGGGACGUCUCCGAACUCUCAAAGACCUUUCCAGAAGUUGACAUGGUCUUUGACAAAGGACAAAAGUUGUCCCUGGCUCCAGAAAACUACUUGUUCCGGCAUUCAAAGGUUCGUGGUGCAUAUUGCCUGGGAAUUUUUCAAAAUGGAAAGGAUCCAACAACUCUUUUGGGAGGAAUCAUUGUCCGCAAUACUCUUGUAACUUAUGAUCGUGAGCAUCAAAAGAUUGGUUUCUGGAAAACUAAUUGUUCAGAAUUGUGGGGCAGGCUUCAUAUACCUGACGCAUCUUCAGCAGCACCUUCAGCUUCCGAUAGUGGGAACUCAGCUCUAGGAAUGCCACCUGCCAUUGCCCCAAGUGGAUCAUUGGACCCUAUCAUUCCAGACAAAUUCCAAGUUGGGCUUAUAAUGUUCGAUAUGACCUUCAGUGUCAACAACUCAGAUCUGGUUCCGCACCUCACAGAACUUGGAGGCUUCAUUGCCAAGGAGUUAAAAGUUAAUAAUUCACAGGUCCAUUUAUUGAAUUUUACUAGCAAAGGAAAUGAUUCCCUAAUAAGAUGGGCCAUAUUUCCGGCAGGAUCGGCGAAUUACAUUUCUAAUUCAACAGCAAUGAGCAUCAUUUCCCGGUUAACUGAACACCGUCUACAUCUUCCUGAUACUUUUGGAAAUUAUAAGCUAGUUCAGUGGAAAUUUGAGCCACCAAGGACAAGGACAUGGUGGCAGCAACACAUCUUGGCAGUUGUUGCAGGAGUUAUUGUUAUGUUGGUUGUUAUUGGUUUAUCAACUUUUGGUGGAUGGUUCAUUUGGAGGCACAGACAGCAAGCACUCGGUGUGUACAAGCCUGUGGGUGCCGUUGUUCCUGAGCAAGAACUCCAGCCGCUGUCAAAUGCAAACUGAUGAAAGCAUCUCCUGCUGCUUGAUUUAUACCCAAAAAAUGUCCAACAUUCUUUUGGCUCAGUAACACUUGGAGGGCGAGUCCUGCACAGUAAGCUCUUAAACUGAUCAGUAUGUAAGCCCAACUGCUGAGGGUAGUCACAUGAAGUUGACCCUUGAAAAAUUUUGUGAACAUGUGGGAUAUAAAUACAUGAAGUACCACAUUUCGAUGCAGCAUAUCUUGUCUUGUAUGAAGUAUUGUAGAUUCAUUGCAACAAAGCCUGCCCAAUGAGGCAGAUUCAGGCAACAAACUCUUGCAUUUUCUUUU